Candidozyma haemuli is the source of this 2226-nucleotide messenger RNA. It is a transcript of the gene LYS144, whose product is annotated as Lys144p. Gene Ontology annotation, biological process: positive regulation of transcription by RNA polymerase II. Gene Ontology annotation, molecular function: transcription cis-regulatory region binding; zinc ion binding; DNA-binding transcription factor activity, RNA polymerase II-specific. Gene Ontology annotation, cellular component: nucleus. Bases 1 to 2226 code for a protein of 741 amino acids. Lineage: Eukaryota; Fungi; Ascomycota; Pichiomycetes; Serinales; Metschnikowiaceae. The record is from RefSeq and is a predicted model, not a curated record. The transcript has a single exon.
AUGAAGUCGGAAACAGGAGUAUCGAAACCUAAGAUCAAGAAGAGAAAGUACUCGAGAAAAGGAUGCAACGAAUGCAAAAGACGAAAAAUCAAAUGCGACGAAGCUGCCCCAGCUUGCAAUAAUUGCACAAGAUUGAACAAAACAUGUAUCUAUGAAUAUAAAGGCAAGCUCGAUGAGAACAACGAGCCUCCUGAGCCGAACUUGAACUUGAAGUUUUAUAAUCCAAAUACGCCCAAGCUGACUAAGAAGGAAACGAAGAUCAAAAAGGAGACGCCUAAGAAACCAGCUCCUGCUUUGAAGGAAGAACCUGAAGAUAAUGGCACCACGUUUUCUAAGGUCGAAGACAGUCCGAUGUUACCACUGCUUCCAACAAUUCCUCCAGAGGCACCUUCGAGCAUGGUAUCCAGCGUCGAGACAAACUACGAGAUGCAAACGGUGUUCAACGAGGCCAGUUUGCUUGUGAAUGAUAUUCACCAUAUGCUCGAGGACAAUUAUGAUGUGCGCCAUCAGCACGACCGCAGGGCUUUCCCUAGAACUCAACCAAGCCCAUCCCUAUCGUCUGAAGAUAGAACACAGUUCAGCAUAGAGGAUUUUGUCGACUUGAAUGACCAGGUAGACGGCAGCCCACACCUACCUUGGAAUAAAGCAGCAGAGAUUUGGGAGAUUCUGAACUCUCAGCUUAUCGAGGAGUGUGUCACAGCAAACAAUUUGGGUGAACCACAUUCUGGCUAUUUAAGGACAUUGACUUCCACAGAGCUUUCAUACCACAUGUAUCCUCUUGCUUCACUGAUUGAGACCAACGAGGUUGUAAAGCUUCUUCUCAUGUAUCUGAGCGAGUGCCCACAUCUACUAUUUUCGCUUUUGGCAAUUUCAGCAACAUUUCAAUUCAACCAGACUGGUAAAUCAAGCCAUGAUAUAGCCAGGCAAAAGUAUAUCGGAGUAUGUUUACGCAAAUUGAGCGACGACUUCGCAGAGAAACCAGCUUCGAAACUGUCACAAUCCUUUCACGUCGAGAAGCUUUUAAUGACUGUUUUGGUUCUCACAACAUAUUUCAGCGCCACGACGUCUCUGUUAAACGAUACGGUUCUUAAUUCAUGGAAGGUUCAUCUUAGAGGCGCUCGCGAUCUAUUGAUAAAUUACAGCAGAAUCACAAAAUCAUCAGAAAGCGUGUCUCUUGGUCUUGCGCUUGCAAAAUCAUGGUUCUUUGCAUUAGAAUCUGUGGCCGCCGUCUUCUCAUCAGUAGGUGGUGCUACAGCCAAAACAUUUGAUGCUCCAUCACUAGACAAUGAUGAUCUAUUUGGAUCAUUCCCAAACCUUCCCUUAGACACCAACACUGUAUUUGUUGAGAGUGGAUUCUUUGAGUAUCACGAAAACAGAAACUACCACGAAUCGCUCACAAGACUAGCUAUGGUAGUCACCAGUCCCACCCUGUCAGACUUUAAUAUUUUCUGGGGCUACACAGCUACAUGUGUCAAGGCGAUCAUCUGUUACACAAGAGUGAAAAAUGCCAUGGAGAUAAAGAACCUAGAGCGUGCACCCAUCCGAUGGAUCACCCAAAUCGUUUCUCUACUAGGACAAACUGGCAGAGAAGAGGUAGUGCCUGGUGUGCUGCCUCGAAACUAUUUAAUUCCAAAGACUUGCAAAGGACAUCCCAACUAUGAGCCUCAAACACAGAGGUACAACUUUCCACCUGCUUGUUAUGCAGUGGAUAGCGACGAGAACGGAGAAAAGACAUACUACUCGUGGUUCGACGCGUCUAACCAGUUCCACGUUGACUUCUUGCAUCUACUGCUUCUAGUUCUGUCGGAGUUCUACUCCCUCCCACGUACCCACUACCACGUUCAAGAAAUGGUACAAAGGAUAUUCACAGGAGCGUUUUUCAUCAAAGAGAAACUGGCGCCGGUGUAUGAAAGAGACAAACCAGACAUCAUUGUGGAAAGCGACAAAUACUACGUUUCGCUGUCCACGUUUGACAAUAGGUGUAUUAUGGUCCAGUCUGCGUUUAGACUCUGUGCAAGCGUUGUUGUGGAAGAGGACCAUUUUGAGAAAAUCGAAUUGUUCUUCAUGGGCCUUGUCAAGCUAGGCAACGGUUCAUCACUCAAUGCCUUGGAUCAGGUUACAAGAAUCAAAGAAAUCAGGCGAGAGCGAAGACAGGAGAACCCCGAAUUGAUCGACGAAGAGGUAAUUGAGUUCGAAGAAGGCAAAGCCUCGAUACCGUUUGCCUAG